CAUUAGAAAGCCUGCGGAUAGUCGACUCGUGUUCUUUUUCUAGCUGUUGCCAGGACUUUGGUUUUUUUACAGGUUUAUAUCUUGAUGAAUAUCCAGGUGCGCUUUUUAUCCUAAAACAUCCAAAGGAAUGGGGUUACUCUGAACAUCUGACUCUAACAAAGUCCCUGCUGAACUCUUACUGCCAAAUGAAUCUACCAUGUUUUGAAAUCAUCUACGUCUGGUUGCACAGCCAGUAACGUCUGUAUCGAAAUCAUUUCCAGCUUCCUCCGUUUAACAGCACUCUUCCAGUGGCAAAGUGUUUCCCAAACAGGGUAGUAUUUCCCACCUCUUCUUGCUACGGGAUAUUUAUAGCCGAGUCUUGUGUUAACUCAGCUGCCAUGCUUAUCUGUGUGUGUGUGUGUGUGUGUGAAUGUCCAUGCCAAUCUAUUUCAGAUGGUAGCUUCACCCUCUCAGUGACAGUGAGACUGUGCGCCUUGCUUUUGGCCUCUUGGUUUUUUUCCGGAGUUUGACACAUACAAUACUUUCCUUGGAUGUAUUUUUCCCCCCGUAGAGGAAGCCAUCGCAAGGUCCACAGUGUCACUGUUUCCUUUUUCUUUGCUCCACUUUGUGUCCUCCUUAGCAUCACACCUGGCUGAGAUCUCCCUGCCUUCACCCCUCGUCCCGUCAUGGCGCUCUCCUCACGCUUAAAACUCUGGGAACAGAAGAUCAAGGAGGAGAAGAAGACACCAGCUGCCGCCGCCGCACAGCCUCCUCCUCCUCUCUCCGCCGUACCGGGAGGAUUCCUCAAACAGCUGGUGAGGGAGACCGAGAAAGAGACACGCCACAAAGAGCCAGAGCUCAAAGAGGAGAAGGCGGUGAGAUCUCACUUCAAUGGGUGGGAUUCUGCUGGAAAAACCCAAGUGGUGAUCACUGCAGAGCCAAAUGACAUCCAGCUCCAUCCUCUCUGGACAUCAUGGCCCAGGAAACUCAGCGACAACCUGGUCCAGAAUUUCUUACUUCCCGACCAAACUCCACCGAUACUGGAAGCAGAGAUGGCACUUCGAGCAGAGCAGCUGGUGAACGGAGAACGGGGCCGCCACACCGCACUGACAGAGAAGAAAACGUCCUCACCCAGGAGGAUAAUGUCACCCGAAAACCCAAAAAGUCCGAGAAGCGACUCCAAGUCCACCACUCCAGAGGUCAACAACCAGGAACAUUCGCCCAGCCCCAGCACAGAUAAAGCUAAAUCUCCAGCUCCACCAAUUCAAAAAGAAGUGAAGAAGGAAGAAGUAAGGGUAAAACAGGAAGUGAGGCAAGAGCCUGAGGGUCAACUCACUGUAACCCGUAUAAGAGAGGAGCCCAAGGUGCCAGUGAGGGAUGUGUGGUAUGAAGCUGGUAAGGUGUGGUACGCUCACAAAGAUGGAUAUACACUCGCCACUCAGAUGAAGCCGGACGAGGGCACACCGGAGCUCCCUGACGGCAGGGUGAGGGUUCGGCUGGCCUCAGAUGGAUCCGUCCAUGAUGUGACCCAGUAUGAGAUUGAAAAGCUGAACCCUCCUGAGCUGGACCUGUGUGAGGACUUGAGCGACCUUGUGAGCGUGAACGAGUCGAGCGCCCUUCACACUUUGACCAGUCGAGCUAAAGGAUAUCUACCCCUGACCCACGCUGGGCCCAAUCUGCUGGCACUGUGGCCUCCUCUGUCCUCACCAGCCAAGGGGCUUCGGAGCAGACGCUGGGAGUCCUGGGAAGCCCCUGGCCCACUGCAGGCUCUGGUGAGGAGGGUGUACGUGUCCAUGGUGGGUCAGCGGAGGGACCAGACUCUGGUGGCUUUGGGCCGCAGUGGCACAGGGAAGACCACUUCCUGUCAGUCAUUUUCCCAGGAGCUGCUCAAACAAGCGGGAACAGCGGGAGGAAGCCUUACCUUAGAGCGUCUGCAGGCAGUGUUUACAGUGCUGCGCUCUUUCGGGUGUGUGAGCUCGUCUCACAGUGAAGCCUCGACUCGAUUCGCUAUGGUGCUGUCGCUGGACUUCAACCACGCCGGACUCGCUGCUGCCGCACAUCUGCAGACCAUGCUGUUAGAGAAAUGGAGGGUGUGUCGGAGGCCGGAGGGAGAGAGUAACUUUCUGGUUUUCUCCCAGAUGCUUGCAGGCCUCAGCACAGACAUGAGGACUGAAUUGCAGCUGCACCAGUUAAAGGAACACAACUCAUUUGGAAUCACAUGCCCAACCAAGGUGGAUGAAAAGCAGAGAGCUUCAGUGGGUUUUGGGAAACUGCUCGCCGCCAUGAACACUUUGGGAUUCUCAGCGGAUGAGCAGAAGGCCAUUUGGCAUGUUUUAGCAGGAAUAUACCAUCUUGGUGUCGCAGGAACAUGCAAAGUGGGCCGUAAGCAGUUUAUGAGUUUUGACAGCGCGCAGACGGCCAGCGCCAUCCUGGGUUGUGAGGGAGAGGAGCUCCACACUGCCGUCUUCAAACACCACCUGAGGCAGUUACUGCAGAGAGCGACCGGAGGCAUCAGAGAGCGACGCGCCGCAGAUGAACCAGAGGAAGGUCCAAAACUGAGUGCUGCUCAGUGUGUAGAAGGGAUGGCGGCUGGUCUCUAUGAGGAACUCUUCACCACUAUUGUGUCUCUCAUCAACAGAGCGCUGCACUCUCAGCAGCUGACGCUGGCCUCUGUGAUCGUGGUGGACACACCGGGCCUGAGGAACCCCAGACACAGCGGCGAUGACCGGGCCGCCGGCUUUUCCGAGCUCUGUCACAACUAUUUACAGGAGAGACUGCUGGAACUUUACUUCAGUCACACGUUCACACAGACGCUGGAGCGAUACACACAGGAAGGAGUACGUGUAGAUUUCACAGCCCCUGAGACGAGCCCGUCAGAGGUCGUGUGUGCUGUUGACCAGCCAGGACUGCAGGUUCGAGCACCAGAAGGCGACUCUCGAGGUCUCCUGUGGGUUCUGGAUGAAGAGAUGGUCACUCCUGGUUCCACCGAGAGCACGGUUCUGGAAAGAGUGUGUCAGUACUUCAGCGGCACAGUGCGCCAGUGUGAGCAGCCUCUGCAGUGUGAGAUCGCUCACCUGAUGGGUUCGGAUCCGGUCCGCUAUGAUCUCUCAGGCUGGUUCAGUCAGGUCCAGAACAAUCCAUCUGUGCUUAACGCCAGCUCCCUGCUGCAGAACUCCUCAAUUGGAGCGGUGAAGGCCCUGUUCGGUCCGCGGGCGUCCGUGCCCCCUCUCUGCCGGGGUUUGGGUGGCGUGGAGGGCGGCUCUCAGCGAUCCCUGCAGAGGAGCGGCACUGUGCGGAAGACUCUGAGUGGAGGGAUGGCGGCCCUCAGGAGACAUUCCCAGUGCAUUGCCGUCAAACUGCAGGCGGAUGCUCUGGUGAAUCUGAUUCGGCGAGCGCGGCCAGUCUUCCUGCAGUGUUUGAGUGCUAAGACAGAUGGCUGUGGCUUUGAUGUCCCAGCACUGCGUGUACAGCUGCACUCCACACACCUGCUGCCGGCACUGCAGCUGUACCGAACAGGCUACCCCGAGCACAUGUCCCUGGGUGAUUUCCGCUGUCGUUUUCAGGCCCUCUCUGCUCCCAUAAUGAAGCGAUACGGUUCUGUCUUCAUUACCCCAGACGAGAGGAAGGCCGUGGAGGAAUUAUUGAUUGAUCUGGAUUUGGACAAGAAAAGCAUUGUUUUGGGAGCAAGCAGGGUGUUUAUGAAGCGUGGUGUCCUGAGGUCUUUAGAUCAGCAAAGAGAUCAGUUGUUGAGCAGCUGGCUGGUGCAGCUUCAAGCGUCCUGUCUGGGUCACCUGGGCCGCCAGAAAUACCGCCGCAUGAAGGUUCAGCAGAUGGCAGUGUGCUGUAUUCAAAGAAAUCUGCGAGUCCUCACCGCAGUGACCCGCUGGAGCUGGUGGAAGCUGCUGUGCAGAGUGCGCCCCCUGCUGGACAUCAACAUGGAUGACCAGCGGCUCAGAUCCAAAGAGGAUGAGAUCACCACUCUGAGGAGACGUCUGGAAAAGUCAGAGAAGGAACGAAACGAGCUGCGUCAGACUGCAGACAACCUGGAGACCAAGGUAACGGCUGUUGUAUCUGAAUUAAGUGAUGAGCGGUUCAGAGGGGAGGCCAUGAGUCAAGCUCUAGACAGUGAGCGCACGGAAAGACUGCGUCUCGCCAAAGAGAACAAGGAGCUGCAGAGUCGUGUAGACCAGAGUAAAGUGUCUUUGGAGGCCCUCGAGAGGCAGUUAGAGGAGGAAAAACAGAAAAUCAAGAAUAAAGAAGCUCUCAGCGGAGUGGCGACAGAAAGUGAGCUGCAGCUGCAGCUGGAAUGCGCGCAGACGGAGGUGGAGUUUCUGCGCAGGCGUCUGCGGCAGACAGAGGAAAGACUUGAGGGUGAGAAAGAAGCCCGUCAGCUGUUGGAUACAAAGGUUCAAGAACUGCAGUCUCAGCUUGAUCAAUCUAAACGCUCCGUGACAGAGCUAAAACGCCACUGCCGGAGGUUGACCUCCGACCUUCAGGAUGCCCGCGUGCUGACAGACAGCCUGCAGGGCCGCGCUCACGAGCUGGACAGGAAACAGAGGAGGUUUGACAGCGAGCUGACCCAGGCUCUGGAACAGGCUGAUAAUGAGAGGGAGCAGAAGGAGAGAGCCAUCCAGGAGAAUACCGCCCUCGGCGCAGAGAUCUAUACCCUUCGCAAGACGCUGAAGGAGAGUCAAGUGGAGGUCACGGACCUGCAACAGCAGAAGGAGGAGUUGUGCGCUCAGAUCCGUGACCUGAGUGUCCCUCUCCAUCUCACCUCUGACUCCAUCCCUGAACUGAAGAAGAAGCUCCGUGAGCUGGAGACCAGAGACAAGGAGCGCUCGGAGGAGAUCAGCCAGAUGAUGGCCAAAAUCAAACAGCAGGAGCAGAUGCACCUGCGCUUUGAGAUGGAGAUGGAGAGGAUGAAGCAGAUCCAUCAGAAAGAGCUGGAGGACAAAGACGAGGAACUGGAGGACGUGCAGAAGUCCUCACAGAGACGGCUCCGACAGCUGGAGAUGCAACUGGAACAGGAAUAUGAGGAGAAACAGAUGGUGGUUCAUGAGAAGCAUGACUUGGAGGGGCUGAUUGCCACACUGUGUGAACAGGUGGGCCACAGAGACUUUGACGUGGAGAAGAGGCUGAGGCGAGACCUGAAGCGCACACAUGCUCUGCUCAGUGAUGCCCAGCUGCUGCUGUCCACCGUUGAACAGCCCGGGCAGGGUCAUGACCCCGGUGCCAAGGAGCAGCUGGAGAGAUUGCGCUGCCAGCUGGAGGACAGUGAAGCCAGACGGUUGGAGGCUGAAAGUGUUCAGAAGACUCUUGCUGCAGAACUGGAGAACGCUCAGAUCGAACUGGAGAGCAUCUGCAAGCAGAAGAGCCUGGUGGAUGAGCAGCUGGCUCAGCUAUGCUACGAGAGGACGGACCUGAUGAAGAGGCUCGAAGAAGACCAGGAGGACCUCAACGAGCUCAUGCAGAAGCACAAAGCCCUCAUCGCUCAGUCUUCCAGUGAUAUCUCUCAGAUCCGAGAGCUUCAGGCUGAAAUGGAAGAACUGAAGAAACAGCGACAGACUCUACAGAAGGAGCUGCAGACCAGUGUAGCACGCGUGCAGUUCCUGGAGUCGUCCACGGUGGCCCGCAGCAUCGUAAGCAAGCAGGAAGCUCGUAUCUGUGAUCUAGAGAACAAAUUGGAGUUCCAGAGAGGACAGGUCAAGAGAUUUGAGGUCCUGGUUCUGCGUCUAAGGGACAGUGUGGUGCGGCUAGGUGAGGAGCUGGAGCAGGCGGCCCAGGCUGAGGCCAGAGAGAGGGAGAACUCCCGAUACUAUCAGCAGAGACUGGCGGAUAUGAGACUGGAAAUGGAUGACCUGAGUGUCAGAGAACAGGAUAGCAGCCGUCGACGCAUGGAGCUGGAAAUGCAAGUGGAAGAGCUUAGUGCAGUAAGACAGACCCUGCAAGCUGAUCUAGAGACAUCAAUCCGGCGUAUCGUUGAUCUACAAGCUGCGCUGGAGGAGGUGGAGUCUAGCGAUGAAAGUGAUACUGAAAGUGUGCAGACGGCUGUGGAGUCGUUCUCGAGAAGGAAAGAUCUCGAUACCAUGUCCAGUGUCGGAUCCAGUGUGGGCACCGAAGACGUUGGUGAAGGGAUCCGUCGUUGGGUGGGUGUGCCGCGAGGGGGCCGAGGAGGUGGAACUUCUCCUUACGCAGGAAGCAGCUCUGGCCGUCAAUCUGUCACCGACACCAUGAGCACCUACAGUUUCAGAUCUUGCACACAAGACCUGGACGAAGAUGUCAAAGAAAGUUCUGGAGGUCUUGGCAGAGCGUCAUCGUCCACGGCCCUAUCUGAGCUUCUGGAGGGUCUGAGGAAGAAACGCGCUGGGUGGGAAAGAGGCUCUGAGGCGGGCGAGGGCAGCACAGUGUCCCUUCCCAUCUAUCAGACGACAGGGGCCUCCACCCUACGCCGCAGGGCCUCAGGACUGUCACUAGAAGCAGAGGAAAAUCUGGAGGACCUUCCUCGACCCAGCAUACUGAAACCUCCCAGUCCCCACCUGCCCCGUGCCUCCAGUCUUCGCUCCCUGUCAGAGGCAAGCCCAACAUCCUCCACCACCACCACAACCACCACAGGAAAGAUAAACCGCUUCAGCUCCUGCGACUCCCUGGCCUCUGUGACCUCCACUGCAAGUUCACGCCGCCACUUGUCCAACCUCGCCAUCCCUGAGGAAGGGGAAGAAGACUCCAGCUCGAAAGCCAUGCCUCCUCUUGGCUCCUAUCAACCAAUCCGCCGUCGUCUACUUGGUGGCCUGGUGGCCGAAACCGGAGAGUCACAAUUAGGAGCAGAACCCCUUGUGUUCCAGAAUCGCAGACUACUUGGGAAUCAGGACAAGGAGAGGGCCGGGGUCGAUGAAGGGGAAACCAGCUUAGACAUUCUCCCAGCAAUCCGACGAGCGCAGUCCACCAGCAGUCUGGCGUCUAGCGGGUCCAGAACAGGUCAGAGACGGGCCCUCAGCGUGCACUUUGGGGAGUUGCCGCCGUCCAGAGCGUCACGUAGGGAGUCCGACUCAGACUCUUCAAGUUCUGGUGGAUCUCAGCAGCGCCGUGGGCCUCAAGGAGAGAGGCUGGAAGCCGAGGGCAGCGAGGAUGUCAACUCCGUGAUGAAGAAGUACCUCAAAAAAGCAGAGGUCGACUAGAAGACUCAACAAGGAUAGAUGGUGUGGAGAAUCACCCCUGUCCAGAAGGCAUUUAACUGGAAGCACAAAUACACUGAGGAUUUAUUUUGAGCACUGUUUGUACACAAAUAAAGAUGUUAAAGCGAACAUAUUUAAUUCCUAAAAUUCUCACUGUCAACAUACCCUUUAUUUGAGCCGUGCUGAUAACCCACAGGGGCUUCAGGUCAGGGAAAUGAAUCUUGACCAGUGAGCGCUCUAUUUCCCUCUCAGCAGUCAGUGCAAAUUUGUUGAACUCCAACAGAUGUAAAUAAAAACGUCAAGCAGAA
Messenger RNA from Megalobrama amblycephala (Wuchang bream), 7459 nucleotides. Its product is annotated as unconventional myosin-XVIIIb-like. The record is from RefSeq and is a predicted model, not a curated record. The transcript has 44 exons. NCBI's taxonomy places the organism in Eukaryota, Metazoa, Chordata, Actinopteri, Cypriniformes, Xenocyprididae. Gene Ontology annotation, molecular function: ATP binding; cytoskeletal motor activity; protein binding. Gene Ontology annotation, cellular component: myosin complex. The coding region runs from base 666 to 7154 and encodes 2162 amino acids.